AUGGAUAACUACCAGAGAAUAGAAAAAGUCGGAGAAGGUACCUAUGGAGUUGUCUACAAAGCCCGUGAUCUCGGCCACAACGGUCGCAUCGUCGCCCUCAAAAAGAUCCGUCUCGAGACUGAAGAUGAGGGCGUCCCCAGCACCGCCAUACGUGAGAUUUCCGUCUUGAGAGAACUCAACCACGCAAAUGUCGUGAAACUGCUCAAUAUUGUCCACGCCGACGGCCACAAGCUCUACCUCGUUAUGGAAUUCCUCGACCUUGAUCUCAAGAAGUACAUGGACUCUCUACCAGUCACCGACGGAGGCCGCGGGAAGCCCCUCCCCACGGGAACAGCCACGACCGUUCGCAACCUGGGAAUGAGCGAGAAGGUGGUCCAGAAGUUCAUGCUUGAUCUGGUCCAGGGCAUCAAAUACUGCCACUCGCGCCGAAUAUUGCAUCGUGAUCUCAAGCCGCAGAACUUGCUCAUCGACAAGGAUGGAAACUUGAAAUUAGCUGAUUUUGGUCUGGCGAGAGCCUUUGGUGUGCCCUUGAGAUCUUAUACCCACGAGGUUGUUACUCUGUGGUAUCGCGCUCCCGAAGUGUUGCUCGGAGGACGACAGUACUCUACUGGAGUUGACAUGUGGUCCAUCGGCACUAUCUUUGCAGAGAUGUGUUCGCGAAAGCCCCUUUUCCCUGGUGAUUCCGAGAUUGACGAGAUUUUCAAGAUCUUCCGAACUCUUGGAACACCCGACGAGGACGCCUGGCCCGGCGUCACGUCGUACCCCGAUUUCAAACCAUCGUUCCCCAAGUGGCAGCGCGACUUUUCGACGCCACUGUGCCCGAACUUGGACGAUCAAGGCUUGGAGCUGCUUGACUAUUUCCUUAUCUGCGACCCCGUUACUCGAAUUUCUGCCAAGGCGGCGCUGAACCACCCUUACUUUGACGAGAUUCUGGAGCGAAAGUGA
Fusarium sp. VM40 is the source of this 945-nucleotide messenger RNA. The record is from the annotation of a GenBank genome assembly. Lineage: Eukaryota; Fungi; Ascomycota; Sordariomycetes; Hypocreales; Nectriaceae.